UCCUUCUUGCUCUGCCCCAUUGUUAACAAUCUUCGUAAUCGAUUUGUGUAUUAUCGUGCUUACCAGAAGGUUUUUGUUUAUUAUAUUUUUAUUUGCUUGCAAGCCAUUAUGCAUGAAGAGAAAAGCGACCGUGUAGCAAUCAGCGACUAUGACACGGCAGUGCUUAAUAGAGUUUUCAAUCCUGAAAAUCCGCACAACACUACCGAAGAUAUUGAAAUAAUUAACUCGAAUGAAGAACCUAAAAUAUUGACUGCUUUUGAGCAAGAAGCUAAGUCUUGGGAGGUUCGAGGAGUUCAGGAAGCUGAAGAUGGAAACCUAGAUUCUUCAAUUCACAUGUUUACUCAGGCUAUACAACUUGCUCCGCAAUUGUCUUCUGGUUAUAAUAAUCGAGCCCAAGCACUCCGUUUGAAGGGUGAUAUACAAGGGGCUUUAGAGGAUCUAGAUAAAGCCAUUGAGCUGAAUACUGGUAACAGUGCUGUCUGUAAAGCUGUUGUUCAACGUGCAAUACUUAGACGUUACAAAGGUGAUGAUAAAGGAGCUCUUGAAGAUUUUAAGAGUGCUGCAAGCAGAGGAAGUGCAUUUGCGCAACAGAUGCUAAUUGCGUUGAACCCAUAUGCUGCUCUGUGUAACCAAAUGUUGUGUGAGGUUAUCAAUAAGUUAAAGGCUGGAAAUAUUGAAGAAUCCAUUUAAAUAUUUAAUUAUUUUUGCUGUUUAGUACUUGGUUAACCCUGACCCAGCAAUUCUAUGAUGUUUCAUCUAUGACUACCUUCUUUUUUCUAAUUCAGACUUAAUUACCUAAUUAUAUCUUCUUUGGUGUUGUAGUUUGGCUUCAGUUUUGUCUUGAUUCAGCAAGUCUAUGAUUAAAAAUAUUCUGGCCAUGAU
Messenger RNA from Octopus sinensis (East Asian common octopus), 882 nucleotides. RefSeq names its product tetratricopeptide repeat protein 36. Gene Ontology annotation, biological process: cilium assembly. The coding region runs from base 109 to 690 and encodes 193 amino acids. Lineage: Eukaryota; Metazoa; Mollusca; Cephalopoda; Octopoda; Octopodidae. The transcript has 4 exons. Gene Ontology annotation, molecular function: protein binding. The record is from RefSeq and is a predicted model, not a curated record.